Insectozyma verbasci is the source of this 1173-nucleotide messenger RNA. NCBI's taxonomy places the organism in Eukaryota, Fungi, Ascomycota, Pichiomycetes, Serinales, Debaryomycetaceae. The record is from the annotation of a GenBank genome assembly.
AUGCACCAAGAUACAAUUACGAUUAAUCCAUUAGAAUCAACUCAUUUCGGUUGUUCAAUUAGUUUACCAAAUUACUGCCAAAAUGAUCCUGCUAAUUUAAAUAAUGAAGACUUUAAAAAAUUAAAUGAAGCUGUUCAUAAAUAUCUAGUCGUUGUUAUCCCCAAUCAAGCCGAAUUAAAACCAAGUUCUCAAUAUUUAUUAACUAAAAGAUUUGAUCCUUCAAUUCCAGAAGCUAAAGAUUCUUCGGGUGGUUAUGGACAUGGUAAAGAAUUUAGACAUUCACAAUCUGUUUUAAAGAAAGAUGGUUGUUCAGUUAAAUCACAACCUCAAGUUCAAAUAUUAGGUCAAGGUAAACUUGAAGCAAAUGAAGAAGGUAAUGAAAAUGGUGAAACUAUAAAUUUAACUCAUCCUUCACAUACUACUUUUCAUCAUACCCCUUUAACUGAAGAAGAAAUUAAAAAUAAACAAACUAGAUUUUAUAGAUGGCAUAUUGAUAGUGCUUUAUAUGAUUUAUCACCGCCAAUGGUUACUACAUUAUUAGGUAUUAAAGUUCCACCAACUACACAAUAUCAAACUAUAAAAUAUGAUGAUGGGUCAGAAUUGAAAUUGACUCAAGGUGCUACUUGUUUUGUAAGUGGUGCUCAAGCUUUUAAAAAUUUGAGUGAAGAAGAUAAACAAUUUGCAUUAAAUACAAUUGUUGAAUAUGCUCCACAUCCAUAUAUUUUUAUAUCACCUGCAAAGGCAACUUCUGAUGGGUUAACAAUGGUGAAUGAAGAUAAAGAAAUGAGGUUUGAAGACUUGCCUGAAUGGGAAGAAUCAAAAGUUAAGAAAUUACCAAUGGUUUGGACAAAUCCAAUUACAAAAGAACAUCAUCUACAAGUUCAUGGAUGUUGUUUAUAUAAUUUACAUACAAAAACAGAAGAUGGUACUAAAACUUUAGGAUUAAAAGAAUCUAGAGAGAAAGUACGUAAAUUAAUGAGACCUUCAAUAUCACCAGAUCAAGUAUUAGCACAUUCAUGGAAACAAGGUGAUCUAGUAUUAUUCUUUAACCGUGGUGUUUGGCAUUCAGUUACUGGUGAAUUUAAAGGUCAAGGUACCAAUGGUCAAGAUGAAAGAAGAUUAAUGCAUCAAUGUAAUAUAGCAAGUGGUAUAGAUCCAAUAACAAAUAUAUAA